Messenger RNA from Trichoderma aggressivum f. europaeum, 2670 nucleotides. RefSeq lists its product as uncharacterized. Bases 1 to 2670 code for a protein of 889 amino acids. The record is from RefSeq and is a predicted model, not a curated record. NCBI's taxonomy places the organism in Eukaryota, Fungi, Ascomycota, Sordariomycetes, Hypocreales, Hypocreaceae. The transcript is spliced from 4 exons.
AUGGACUUACUGUGCGAACCGAGCUCUCCGGCUGCUCCACCCCGAAGGACACCGUAUGUGUGUACGGAGGAUUGGGACGGCGGCCCGUUCCUAACUUAUGCGGUGCGGAAGGGCAUGGCCCGGGUAGUCCCUCCGCGCCUCAGACACUUGUGCGCAGAUGCUGCAAAUGAGCCAUAUCUUGAACUCAUUCACCCCACGCCAAAAGAGAAGAUUCAGCCAGUUCUGCAGACAUGGCUUUGGUUUGGGCUGUUUGCCGAGAUGCUUGGCUUGAACGAGACCAGCCCCGGCCAUCGCAUGGUUGAAGAUGCCCUCGCUGCCGAGGAGAUUCGGAAAUUGUACGAUGUUUGCGUAUAUGCCGCUGAAGAAGACGGUAAUAGGUAUAUCAGUGCCAAGGCAGUGUUGGAAUCAUCGCAAAUCAUGACUGAGAGAAUGAAGCUUGUGCCCGACAAGCGCGAGAGAUUCACGUACAUGCGUGAUUGCCUUCAAUUUGCCAGUUUGAUGACGCCCUCUAUCACAGAUUUAGAUGAAACAGUGCGAUACUCGAUAUGCGCUCUGGGAGAGUACUUCACCACAGGGUUAUUUCAAGCUAUUGUGCUGUCGAACCCCAAGGUAGACGUUCCUGGUGUAUUAUUUAGCUGGCAUCAAAACUACAUGCGGUCUGGAGGUACUAUGGACAAACAAAUGCUCCAACAAGGAUGGUGCCCAAGCGAGAUUGAGAAGCUACGAUCCCAGUUUAAUGGACUUCAUACGAUGCAUCAUAUAGCACAGCUGCAGAGGCCGAAUGCCAACCAAGAUCAUUCGAACUGUACUAGUCAUCUAUGCACAGCUUUCCAGAUGGAUAUAGAGACUUAUAAGCCUUCACAUCUGUCUCCUGGCUGUACCUGUGACCUUAUUGGCAUUGACGAGAGAGCGACGUCGUUAAUUCUCCGUAGUACGGACACUUAUCCUAUCAUACGCUUUGACCAGAUAGGAGAUGGAGUAGAUGAUUUUGAGCUGGUGGUGGAACCAUACGAGCCGGGCGUCCCCUAUGUCGCUCUCUCUCAUGUUUGGGCCAAUGGCCUAGGAAACCCAAAGGCCAACUCUCUGCCAAGAUGCCAGAUAAAACACGUCGCUCAGUUAAUAGCCUCGAUGCAGGCCGAAGUAGAGACUGGUAAUGCAGAAUACAGGACCCAGUACCGAAUGUGGAUUGACACUCUUUGCUGCCCUGUUGAGCUUGAAGGUAAACUGAUUGCACUCGAGAGGAUUGCCAGUGUAUACCGAAAUGCAGCUCAUGUUCUUGUUCUUGACGCUUCUUUGACCGGAUUCGAUCCUCAGGACACUCAUCCGGCCGAGUUGAUGUUGCGCGUAUACGGAGCUUCUCCCUGGAUGAGACGGCUAUGGACUCUUCAAGAAGGGGCACUGACAAAAAGCCUAUAUGUUCAAUUUGCAGAUAAAGCCGUGAAUUGCUAUGCGCUACUCCUCAAACUCUGGACCGCAGCCAAUGGCGAUCCACGUUACAUGAAAAUUUUCCAAGAUAUCGUGGGUGCAUACAAUGAACUUCAGGGCUUUUUCAGUGGAAGAGAGGGUCCAACCAACAACCAGUCGCUCCUUGUUACCCUCCAACGAGCACUAGUGUUCCGAACAGUAUCUGUGCCAUCAGAUGAACCGCUCUGUAUCUCUACUUUGAUGAACCUCGACACAAAGUACAUUGCUGCAGCUCCAGAUGCCGAAACCCGAAUGGCCCGCGUCUGGGAAUUAAUAAACAAGUCGCAGGGCGGCAUUCCCAGCCGAGUCAUAUUCUAUCUAGAUGAAGUGCUGAGCAUACCCGGAUGGCGCUGGGCUCCCCGAAGCCUAUUGAGCUCGGCGGCUAAAGAUUCUGUCUUGAGUAUUGACGAGCGCAUGUUACGUUUGGUUGCAGAUGCCAACAACCAGGGUAUUCCGACUCCCUUGGGCCUAAAAGUUGCUCUACCAGGAUGUCGUCUUCUUCCACGCCCCCUGGUAGACGGGCUUCCCUUGCAUCCCUGGCCUGGAGCCAUUAAUGCGACGGAAGAUCAAGUCAUUCUUCAAGAUACAAGGAGUGAGAAAUGGUGGCGGAUACUGGAUUGGUACCGCAGCAAGAAAAUUGCGUCUUGGACAGCCGAGGAGCUGAGGGCUUUUGACAGAGAGCAAAACCAUCCUCUUUGUGGAGAGGUAGAUUCCGGGAAAUGCGUAUUGAUUUAUGAUGAAAAAGCGAGGUAUGGCCAGACGGUAGUGGCAUGUAUGGGUCAGAUCGAAGAGGUUGGGGAAGAUUUCGAACACGCAUCGAUUACAUCUUCAGAGCUACAAGCUGGUCUAAAUAUCCAUCGAACAAGGGCCGUGAUCAUGUCGGCUCUAAGCGAUGAAGAAUUACGAAUGAUGACAAUUUUCCGGGAAAUGGCCAGGUUUAUAGCAAUGGAUCAAGAAACGUCUAGCCUACAAACUAUUGAUAAUCGUGAAAGCCAGGAUUGGAAGAGCUGCAUGGCAAAGAUCAAGGACAAGAUGAAAGAGGCCGUGGCGGAAACAUGGAAAUCCAAGCCAGAGGUAAGACAAACAGUUGAAAACACCAUCGGCCUUGAAUUGGAGGAGUACAUGUGGGCUUUUAUUCCAAAAAUCUUUUCUCACGAUGUCAUGAUGGAGGAGACGCCAAGCGAACAGCUUUGGUUCGUCGACUAG